Molecule: messenger RNA, 447 nt
Organism: Musca vetustissima
Lineage: Eukaryota; Metazoa; Arthropoda; Insecta; Diptera; Muscidae
Exons: 3
Coding region: 1-447 (148 amino acids)
Source: RefSeq, a predicted model, not a curated record
AUGUUGCCUCCACAGAAUUCGAUUACAGCGAUGAUAGCGAACCAGAGACCCUAUUUUGAAAAUAAACUAAACGUUGUCUAUUUUUCACAUGAGGGAGAAAAUGUAACCCUGAAAUGUGCGCCAAAAAAUUUCAAUGAAAACCAUCACUCAAUAUUGUGGUACCGCGAUGAAUUGCCCAUUACAAAUGGCAACAUUACCCUGGUGGUGGGCAACUACGAGGUGGACAACAAACACAGUCUAACCAUUUACAAUUAUACCAGCACAACUGUGGGCAAUUUCUCCUGUCAGGUGUUGCCCGGUGAAAUACGCCAGUAUGUGAAAAUCGAAUUGAAGGCCCCCGAAAAUAUCUCCGAGAUGAAUGGUGGUGGUGCUUCCCUGCUGAGUGGUAGUGUUGCCACUAUUAAUUCCAUAAUUAUGAUGCUAAUGGCCAUGUCGAUGUGGUAUUAA